Messenger RNA from Theileria equi strain WA, 1296 nucleotides. RefSeq lists its product as hypothetical. The coding region runs from base 1 to 1296 and encodes 431 amino acids. The transcript has a single exon. The record is from RefSeq and is a predicted model, not a curated record. Lineage: Eukaryota; Apicomplexa; Aconoidasida; Piroplasmida; Theileriidae.
AUGGUAGAAGGAGUAACAAUUAAACUUGGUGUAAAGCCGAAGAGUGAUGAAGAGUCUGGACAGACUUAUGAAGAAGGUACUUCCAGUGGUAGGAUUACCAUUAAAGUCACAAGAUCUUCCUUUCCUCCUGGAGUUGGAUCUACUGCGAACUUCUACGAAUACAAACAUGAGGAAAACACUGGUGGAGGGAAAGAGUUAACGGUGAAGAGAGUAUUGGAUGAUAGUGGUAAAGAAAUAAAUACUUCUAGACUUAAAGGUGUUCCCAAAGUAACUUCCAUUUCCUCUUACUGCUGGAAACAUGGAGGGAAGGUUCUCUUAGUAAGUAUUACUACCAAUGAUAAGGUAACCAAGUAUUAUGUCAGGAGUAGUGGUAAUCCUCAAUGGUAUUCAAUCAAUGGAGGUUCUCAACCCAUUCAACUCCAACCUGAAGUCCUUGAGCAAAAACUAGAUCAACAGAACUGUUAUUUCAACAAAUUGAUUACAAUGAACCUUACCAAAGAUGUAUAUGUGGCAGGAAAGAGGUACUGUUGCUACAACCACAUUGGCCAAGGAAAAGUUACUGUCACUCCUGCACCCAUUUCCUGUAAUCAACAUCCGGGUUCAAGUCACCUUACAUACUACAAACAUGAGGUUAAUUAUGCUGGUGGAGUUCAGCUUGCAGGUAUUGAGUACUACAAAAAUGGCAAUCCCAGUCGGAGGAAGAAGAUAACAAUUCCUAACCUUAAUUUACCUGCCAAAGAUUCAGUAAAAGUCUAUACUUUCUAUUGUGAUAAUGGUAAGGAUCCAGUGCUCAUUUAUGUGGAAUUUACUGGAGGUUCAGGUGUUACAGGGUGGUUUAAGAAGGGGAGUGGUACUGAUGCAUGGGAGAGAAUCUCCAGUGACCUCAACGGCAUAACACCAGAAACCAUUAAUAACUGUAACAGCGGAGGCUGGACCAAACUUAAAAGUGCACUAAAAGGGGUUAGUUGUACAGAUUAUGAGGCAUGUAAAACAACUCCUAAAGUUCCUUCUACUACUAUUCCUGUUCCUCCUGUCUCUCUUGGAGCUCUAACUGAAGAAGCUGUAGAAAAGUAUUGGAAGAUUAUACUAUCUAGUGUAGUUCCUGGAGCUACUCCCAUCAUUAUAGAUGCUUCUCAUUCUUCUGCUGCUCUGAUUAAAACCUUGUCUAAACCUGCUGGACCUUCAAAAGAAGCAAUAAUAGGAGGAUCAGUUGGUGGAGUACUAGGAACAGGCGCUUUAGGACUAGGAAUAUGGAAAGGGCCUGCCCUACUUGCACGACUAAUCACUCGUCUGUAG